Molecule: messenger RNA, 3419 nt
Organism: Labeo rohita (rohu)
Lineage: Eukaryota; Metazoa; Chordata; Actinopteri; Cypriniformes; Cyprinidae
Gene: b4gat1
Product: beta-1,4-glucuronyltransferase 1
Exons: 2
Coding region: 272-1567 (431 amino acids)
Molecular function (GO): glucuronosyltransferase activity
Source: RefSeq, a predicted model, not a curated record
UGCGCAGUGUGUGCUAUUCACGAACGCGUUUCUCCUCUGUGUGUUCACAGGCGUCUAACGGGCGUCUUUUAAAUGCAUGCAUCCAAACAUGCAAGUUUAUUUCCGUUUAAACUGACCUGCAUUACAUCAGGCUGCAAUGCAAAUCACUUCAAAGUCUGCUGCAUGCAUGAGAGCUGCAUAGCUGGAUAGCUGGCUAACCCUAGCUGAUCUGUGUGAGCACUCUUUGAGAAUAUAUUUCAUUAACAUCAACCAAAAGGUACAAGUAAUUGUAAUGCAUUUCUCUAAAAAAUGCUCCGUGUUUAAGGUGGUGCUCAGUGCCCUUCUCAUUGUUGCACUGUUGCAGCUUUUAUAUCUGUCUUUCCUCUCAAAAUUGCACGGGAAACAGCAGCGCUACAAGUAUUCUGAGCUCUUCGGGUCUAAAAAGACCUCAAACCAAGGUGAGAAGAACCCUAGACGGGAACAUCUCAGAUACUCUUUAUCCACAGGUGGGAUCUUCGAUGGAAGCGGACAGUAUCGCAUAUAUAAAAACCUAAUUAAAAGUGACUUCUCGACCAAUCAGAAGCCAGGUGCGGAUCCCAGAUCGCACCACCUGGCGUUGGCCACGCAUACGACGAUCAACAACCUUCAUCAUUUGAACUCUUUGUUGGAGCGCUGGCAGAGUCCGCUAUCCGUCGCGAUAUUCGCCAACGGCCAAGAUGUUAAAUUCGCGACGGCGUUCGUUUACGCCCUCAGCUUGUUUUGUCCACAGGUUCAAGCGUUGGUGGACUUCCAUCUGGUUUGCCACUCGGGUGAAAUGGCCAGCUUUCCAGACCAGGAUCGAGAGCAUUUUGCCGGUCUGGAGGAGAAGGGCUGUCCCGGCGUCUUCGCCAAGCUCGAAUCCCACCGAGACAAGUACAAAAACUAUGCCAUCGGCAGCAACGUCUCGUACCCCAACAACCUUCUCCGCAACGUGGCCCGCGGCGGCACAGACGCCGCCUACAUCCUGGUCAUCGAUAUCGACAUGAUACCCAGCGCCAAUCUGCACCACCAGUUCGUGACCAUGCUGAUGAGGCGUGAACCGGCGGUGGACGAGGUCCUCGUGCUGCCUGCGUUCGAGAUCAGACACACUCGUAAGAUGCCGGCGAACAAGGCGGAGCUGGUGCAGCUCUAUCAGGUGGGCGAGGUGCGGCCGUUCUAUGAUGAGCUUUGCCCUCGCUGUCAGGCUCCCACUAAUUAUUCGCAGUGGGUCAAUCUGGCCAGCAAGAGCUCGGGGCCGCUCGAGGUGGCGUACACCAUAAACUGGGCUGAUCCGUGGGAGCCUUUCUACAUCGGGGCCCGAACGGUCCCUCUCUAUGAUGAGAACUUCAGGCAGUACGGCUUCAACCGCAUCAGUCAGGCCUGUGAGCUUCACAUUGCCGGUUACCGGUUCUCGGUUGUGAGCAACGCGUUUGUGGUGCACAAAGGCUUCAAGGUCCAGGGAGAGUUUCACAGCAGAAAGGACGAGGAGAACCGCAAGAACCGCAUCCUCUUCCGCAGCUUCAAAGAGAGCCUGAAGGCCAAGUAUCCGAACUCGCCUCGCCGCUGCUGAGAAAACAGACGGUAAUCAGAGACAUCAAAUCUAAUGCUGACCGACAUCUUCCAGACUUCAUGUGAGAAUCAUAAAUGCACAAAACUGAAACAAAGAACCCGUUUGAAUCUCCACUCAUUUCAAAACAUCAGAAACUGUUCUUGAACGCUGUCUAUUUUAUCUAUAAGCUGAAGACAUGAUCAAGCUUUUAAAGAGAGAAACUAAAUAAAGAUGGUCAUUUUUAUUUAUAAUUUUUGUUUUCGGUACAUUUGUGACACCUUUUGAGAGCAAGAUACAAAUGUCUUCAACAUGAACUUAUUUAUUUAUUUAUUUGAUUUUAAUAGUACAUUCAAUCUUACUUUUCUGAGCUUUUCACUACAUUGUAAUGUUUCUUUUAUUUUCUUCAAAUUUAAGGCAAGACACCCCAGAUGAACAUUGCAAUUACAAACUUUUUUCCUUUUUUUGUGUUACAGAUUUUCUGAAAUGAUAUGCAAGUUAGCCACCAUUUAAUAAAAUAUAUGCAUAAAUUUGCAUACAUUUCCAGAAGAUAAAUCUGAACUGGGUUUUCAGAUGGGAUUUUGCAUUUCUCUUUUUUUUUUUUUCAGAAAAAUAUUGUAUAAAUUGUAUAAAAUCAUGCAAACCUCUCAGUAAAAACCAUCUGAAUACAGAUGCAAAUAAAACUGUAAAAUUCAGUGUAAGUGCUACAUAGAGUAGAGAAAAAAUAAUUUUAUGAAAAAAACACUAUGAAAUAUGUAUUGCAAUUGGAUCUACAGACAUAAAUAGAUUAAAUGCAAUAAAAUAAACACUAAAAAGUGCAUUUUAGAUGUUUUCUAUACACCAUUCUGAAACAACAGGCUAUGAAAAACCAAAUAGCCUAAAAUUUUACAGCUGACUAAUGCAUGAAAAACACUGUUUUUACCUGUAGUGUCUUGCCUUAAUCUGAGAAAUGGUUUGUCUACUAAGUAAACAUGCAGUAGCUAAUGACUGAUGGUUUGUCACAUGGAGUACAUAUACUAUAUAAGAGACGAGAUGUGGUGCAGCUGUAUGUCAUGUUGUGACUGUAAUGUUACACGUGUUUAAGUUACUGACGAGAUGAGGUCUCGUAAAGACCCAGAGAUUAGUUGUAAAGCUAUUAACAUAUUAAGGUCGAUAGGCCACCUUUAUGCUAAUAACGACUCUAAAGACGCUCAAAGAGCCUGAUGAUAUUAUACACACACAGGGAGUGGCGUCUGAAAAUCAUAUUAGUGUUUUAAUUAUACUGUGGAUUAGGGGUAGAUGACAAUGAAGCAACAUUAGAUUAAUGCAGGAAUGAACUACAAGUAGUGACUGUAGUCACCACAGGGUGUGCAGAUGAUUAGACUGAACAAGCAAUACUGUAUGUCAGAUAUUUACAUCAACUGUACAAGAUGUGUAGUGUUUAACACUGAAUGGGGCUUGUAUAUAUAUCUUUUCUUUUGGAGAACUACCCAUUUUAUUUUACUUUAUAGUAUUUUUUCUAACUUUUUUUUCUGAUGUGAAGACACAUGUGAUAUUAAUGUGAUAUUGAAAGAGUGUGUUUUUACAUUAGUUUCCAUGUUAUUUUGUCGAUUGCUUGUCAUAAAAGCAACAUUUUGUUCAUUUAACUCCGUUUACUCUGAUAGUGUUGUGUAGUACUGGAAGCAUGAAUGUUGUGACACUGGAAAAACACUGUCAAUCCAGAAACCUUGUUGUGAUACUGAAGAAAAUAUGAUUGUAAAGUGUUUUAUAAAAUUGUGACAUGACAAUGUGAACAUGUAAUUCUUUGAUUAUACAUGAUUAUACAACUAACACUGUUUUAGGUAUUGUUGAAUGAUGAACAAGUUUUGUAUCUAGUUACAUAAAUCUGCAACAUUUG